Molecule: messenger RNA, 1662 nt
Organism: Daucus carota subsp. sativus
Lineage: Eukaryota; Viridiplantae; Streptophyta; Magnoliopsida; Apiales; Apiaceae
Exons: 3
Coding region: 267-1439 (390 amino acids)
Source: RefSeq, a predicted model, not a curated record
GCUACCAGAGACAUACAGAUUAGUCAAACUCGACGACACCGUAUUUCGUUAUAAGUCUCUCUCCAUCUCUCCCAACCCUAAUCUCUCUGUGCACAUCUCGUCUCUCUCCGAUCAUCUCUCUCCGAUCAUCUCUCUCCAGGUUUGCAAAGUAGGGUUCUUGGAAGUUCCACCGUUUCGAAAUUGCGGUGAUCAGUUCUUAUAUAUAAGAUGCACUUUUGGUCAUCAACAUACAAAAAUGCAGAUAUUCAGUUGUUUUUCUCAUCUCAAUGGACUGCAAAAAGUUUAUCCAGCUGGUUGAAGAGAAGAAGAAGAGAAUUCUAGAAAAGAAAGAAGCCCCUUUGAAGUGGGAGCAGAAGCUUGAAGCUGCUAGGCUAAAAGCUGAAGCGGAAGCUGAAGCCAAAGCAAGGAAGAAGAAGGCUAGAAAGCAUAAGAGAAGAUCUGUAUCAGCAUCUGACAGUGAAACUGAUAGUGAAAGCACAGAUGGGGCUAGAAAGUCAACCAAAAGGACAAACAGGAAGCAUAGUAAGCAUGCUCACUCUGAUACCGGUGAUGAUGAAAAAGGUAAGGAGAAGAGAUGGAAGCGAAAAUCAAAACGUCACUCCGGCUCAAGUGAGAGCAACAUUGAUGAGAGUGAGCGUGAUGUGAAAUAUGAGUUGAAGAAGAAGCGUGUUACUAAGAAGCGGAAGAAUCAUGACUUUGAUCUGGAUUCUAGUGCUUCAGAUGACUCAGGUGAUGAGGAUACUGCUGCAGCCAGAAGAAGUCAUGUGAAGCGGCAUAAGCGUCAUAGAAGAUCUCACUCCAGAAGUUCAGAUUUUUCAAGUGAAGAGGGUGGGGAGGUCAGAAAAAGAAACCAUCGAAAGCAUGAUAAUCACCGCCACCGGAGGUCUCACUUCAGCAGUUCAGAUUCUUCAAGUGAUGAGGAUGGGGAGGUUAGAAAAAGACGUGAUCGUAAGCAGAAAAAUCACCACCGUCACCGGAGAUCUCAAUUGAGCAGUUCAGGUUCUUCCAGUGAUGAGGAUGGAGAGAUCACAAGAAGAGGCCAUCGAAAGCAUAGCAACCGCCAUCACCAUAGACGAUCAGAUUCUGUUCAUUCAGAUUCUUCAAGCGGUGAGAAAACACUUAAAAGAAAGAAUCAUGAAAAGAGCCACAAACAUCAUAGAAGAUCUCGUAGUCAUGACUUAGUUUCCUCAGCUUUGGCUGACGACAGAUGUGGUGGUAGCUGGUCUCGAGGUGACUCGCCUGGUUAUAAAAAUGAUGGAUUAAAGAGAGGGGAGAAGGAUCAUAACCAUGCUCAAGACUAUGGGCAAGAUAAACUGGAUGAGCCUGAGCAGCUGAAUGAUCUUGCCAAUCGAGAAGCACAGACUAAUGGAAACUUUAUUGAGAAAUCUUGUGCAGGUCAAGCUGAAGGGCACAGUGAAGGUGAUAAGAAAAAAGCAUGAAAUGAUCUCUGAACACUUCACAAUAAUAUGUCAUUUCGCUGAUAAUUUCACUUAAACUAUGUGAUGAACUUGUGAUAAUUUCGCUUAAACUAUGUGAUAGGACACAUGUUCCUUCUGUUUUUUUGGUGGGUGCCGUUUGUUGUUUCAGGAACGCAGUUUGUUGUGAUUACCAAGACUAUUUUUCACAAUAUUUAAGCUCACCAAGAUUUGUUAUGUUUUUUUC